AUUAAUUUUCUCCUUCUCGUUCUCUUCUCCCGUCCCCCCCAAAAUUUCUCCCCGCUCCGGCGAAUCCGAGUUCCGGUGAUCGGCGCCUCCGAUCCGGUGAACGCGUCCUAGGGUUCGUCAGUGCGGCGGCGGCGGACGGCGGCGGCGGUGAUCGUACUCGGUGGUGCGAAGAAGAAGGAGAAGAUUGUGGAGGGCUUCGCUCGUUCUGGGUCCAGUUCGAUUCUGCGUUUUUUUAGCGUUUGAGAGAGGGAGGGAGAUGUGAGGAUGAUGGGCAUUGAGGCCGCUCGGAGAGGCGGCGCGGCGGCGAAACCGAUGCCGGCGGCGGCGGCGGCGGUGUCCCGGGCGAGGGUGAGGAUGUGGAUUCUGCGCGCCGCCACGUCGGUGUUGCUGUGGACGUGCGUGGUGCAGCUGACGGCGCUGGGGGAGACGUGGGGCCCGAGGGUGCUGAAGGGGAGGCCUCCCUGCGAUCAUCGGGAUCGGUCGCCCCCCGCUACCGAAGCCAAGGAGGCGGUGGAGGUCUCUUCUGGGCAUCGUCCUCGGCGCGUUUUGCCUCCCAAGAGGGUUUACAAGAACAAUGGAUACUUGAUGGUCUCUUGCAAUGGAGGACUUAAUCAGAUGAGAGCAGCGAUUUGUGAUAUGGUUGCCAUUGCUAGAUAUAUGAACGUCACACUCAUAGUCCCUGAGCUGGAUAAAACUUCCUUCUGGGCUGACCCCAGUGAGUUUCAUGACAUAUUUGAUGUUGAUCAUUUCAUCACCUCUUUGAGAGAUGAGGUUCGAAUCUUAAAGGAGUUGCCACCCAGGCUCAAGAGGAGAGUGGAACAGGGAAGAAUUUAUUCCAUGGCGCCAACCAGUUGGUCAGACAUUUCUUACUAUCAUCGCCGGAUUCUUCCCCUGAUACGGAAGCACAAAGUCGUACAUUUCAAUAGAACUGAUGCCCGGCUUGCCAACAAUGGCCAACCACUGCAGCUACAGAGGCUGCGUUGCCGGGUGAAUUUUAGUGCUUUGAAGUUCACUCCUCAGAUAGAGGAGCUGGGAGGAAAAGUUGUAAAGCUUUUAAGGGAAAAUGGCCCUUUUCUUGUGCUUCACCUUAGAUAUGAGAUGGACAUGUUGGCGUUUUCAGGCUGUACUCACGGUUGCAACAAUGACGAGGUGGAAGAGUUGACUAGAAUGAGAUACGAUUAUGAUCAGUGGAAAGUAAAGAAAAUCGAUUCUGAGAUGCAGAGGAUAGAGGGUCUUUGUCCUUUGACUCCUGAGGAGACUGCUCUCACAUUGAAGGCUCUGGACAUCGAUCGAAAAAUGCAAAUUUAUAUUGCUGCUGGUGAAAUAUACGGUGGAGAAGAAAGAAUGGCAACUCUUGCUAUGACUUAUCCAAAAUUGGUUAAAAAGGAGACAAUACUAGAGUCCUCAGACCUAAAAGCUUUUCAUAAUCACUCAUCACAGAUGGCAGCAUUAGAUUAUCUUGUGUCCUUGGAAAGUGAUGUUUUUGUUCCCACUUAUAAUGGGAAUAUGGCUAAGGUUGUUGAAGGACAUCGCAGGUUUCUUGGUUUCAAGAAGACCCUUCUAUUGGAUAGAAGGCUUCUUGUGGAGUUAAUAGACCAGUUCAGUAAUGGAAAUUUAAGUUGGGAAGAUUUCUCUUCUGCUGUUAAGGAAGCCCAUGCAUUCCAUGUUGGUAAUCCAACGAGGAGGUUGGUCAUUCCAGAUAGACCUAAAGAAGAGGAAUACUUUUAUGCAAACCCACAAGAAUGCUUAUGAUGGUUGUUGUUUGGGUGAUCCUGAUUUUCUCAAUUUGCAUCCGCAACUCUAGCUAUUCAGAGAGAUCUUUAACCUCUUCAUCAUAUCACUAUGGUGAAAAGAGUUUUGUCCUGAAAGGGCCAUCAAGUGAAAUGCAUAGAAGAAUUUACCCUUCAAGAAAGGGUCAAAUCCUGCAGAAGCUGCAGGCUGCAGGAGUACAGUCUAACCUCCUCUGUUCUUGCUGAUUGUUCAAUUGAUGUACAGAAGCUAUCAUGCCAUUGUGGUGUCAUGUUCAUUCAAGUUGGUUGGGCACCUUCACAGCAGAUGCAAAUAUAGAUGUGGUUUGCCGCAACUGUGAAUUUAUGGAAGGCAAUCCACAUCUUCUCAUCAGCCGCAUCUUUCCUUUUUCCUUUUCAUUAGCUGCUCCAGUUUCUUCUCAUACACAUUCUCUUCAAUUUCUUCACACAUAAUCGCUGUUUCUUUUGUUCGAUUCCACAGAAGCACUGAAGCAACUGGCAACAUGAUUAGGAUCACUCAUUGGAUAAAAAUGUCAUAUAAUUUCUCCUUCGUUUCUUUCUUUUCUUUUUUAGGUGCAUAAGUAACCACAGCCUUUCUGGUCAUCUUUGCACUAUGUCCACAGAUAUUCAUGUAAAGCAAGUGGUUUUUUUUUUUUUUUUUUUUUUUUUUUGUCAUGUUGACAACCAUGGUAUGUUGGAAAGAGCUUCAUGCGAUUGGUAAUUGAGACAUUUGUUACUUUCUUGAAAAAUAUGUUCCCAAUUGAUUUUUAGCCUGUUGGUUAUGACAACCUAACCGAAGCAACCAAAAGCCAAUUGAACAAGCUCAUCUCUAUGAAAAUUUGUAAUUUCUGGAUUAGUAUUUGUUCUUAUUCGUUGCCCACAGGCUUGUAUUAUUUGAGAUGACUAGUGAAUGGUUCUUGUUGUCCUUUACUUUCUUUGGAAUAAGAACUGUAUUAGACCGUUGGCCUGUUGA
Molecule: messenger RNA, 2721 nt
Organism: Eucalyptus grandis
Lineage: Eukaryota; Viridiplantae; Streptophyta; Magnoliopsida; Myrtales; Myrtaceae
Product: rhamnogalacturonan I rhamnosyltransferase 1
Exons: 8
Coding region: 265-1752 (495 amino acids)
Cellular component (GO): cytoplasm
Source: RefSeq, a predicted model, not a curated record